AUGUUUAUGAAUAAUAGCAUUGCAAACCUUGAGUUCAGGAUCGAAGCAGAGAGUUGCUGGACAUGGCAUUGGGCGCACUUGAUAAAUCCGCAAGAUUUUGGAUCUUUUACCACACCUAAUUCCUUGCACUGGCCACUGGGAACCGGUGAAGGAGUCAUUGGAGGUCCAUUUUCAGGAGUCCAGGUGUCGUCUUCUGUGUUUUCAGUUCCUGGAACAUUGGUUUCAGGAACGGUUGUUUCUGUGGAACCAUUUGGAACUGUAGUUCUUGUGAAAUCACCUGAAACAGUAGUUCUUGUUGAACCGUUUGGAACCGUAGCUCUUGCAGAAGUUCCCUUGGUUCCGCGGAAGUCGUCAGUCUCGAUACUCCAGACCAUGGCGCCACCUAGGCCCAUUUUUUUGGCAAACUGAGCCUUGGCUUUUAUCGACUCUUUGUUGUCGAAUCCGACCCACUGGUUCUCUUUGUGGGCCCAGGGGGCUUUUCUUUCAGGGUCAUAGUUGACCUUCCAGCCAUUUUCUUUAUGCAUCUCACAGAUUUCAUUGUAGCCCAGUAUUCCUGCCUCCUGAGUGUAGGGUCCAGCGGUUCCAGGCCCUGAAGAAGCGGCGCCGAUUCCGUUCUCCCUGGGGUUUGAGAGAGUAAAUGCGCGACCGUAAGUUGGAACUCCAAGGAUUAGUUUCUUUUUUGGAGCGCCUUUGGAUAACCAGUAUUUUACUGCUGCUUCCUGAACAUUUAUAAG
This is a messenger RNA of Cotesia congregata, 734 nucleotides long. The record is from the annotation of a GenBank genome assembly. Lineage: Eukaryota; Metazoa; Arthropoda; Insecta; Hymenoptera; Braconidae.